CAAAUGAGCACGUUUGACUUUCUCAAAGUUCAGAACUUCAAUCCGUCGAAAAUCGGUUUCUGAGUUUGGACUUUUUUUUUGGGGGGGGGGUGUUCCAUAAAGAGUUGAAUGAGUACUUGGACUUUGUGAACUCCCGAGUCUGACCUGUUCGGCACGUCAUCGCUUGUUUCCCUCACUGCAAGAAAUGACGGCGCCAGUUUUUAGCCGUCCAAAGUUUUGUUCCGAAGAGGCGCGCGGCCGCGUUGACGUCACAGGCACGCGCGCCGCGUUCGGAUUUGACAUCAUCCCGCACGCGUACGCGCACGCGCAACUUCCAUCGUGUCGAAUCAGACGAACGCGCUUUCCUCGUUUCGAGGAGCUCUUUUUCGGAACCGACGACUCGGUCGCCCGGCGUCGGUUCCGAAUCGACUCCGUCGGCCUCAUCGUGCGCGACCGUUCGCCUCCUCGGCCGGCUCGCGAUUGGCUGCGGACCGCGAGCUCACGCGGCGCCGAUUGGCCGAGGAGCAGGAAGGGCCAACCGAUGCGUUGCGCCGCUGCGGCUGCCGAAUUAACUGCUGCCUUCUGCGCGCGCGCGCGCGCGCGUGUUUGCCUUUUUCUCCCCAAAGCGCGCAUGAAAUAGUUUGUUGGGCUACAACUUCGCUACUCCGUCCAUGCGUCCGUCCGUCCUUCCUUCCUUCCUCCCUCCCUCCCUCCCUCCCCACCUUCUUCCUCGCCUCCUCGCUCGCGCACUCGGCGGCGGCGGCGGCGGCGGCGGCGGCUCACUUCCGACUCGGCGCGCUCGGUGAUGUUGGACAUGGGCGAACGCAAAGAGCUGAAAAUGAUCCCCAAGCCGUCGUUCACCAUCCACAGCCUGGUGCCCGAGGCCGUGCAGAGCGACAACCGCAACCACAGCCUCCGCCUCCACCAUCACCACCUGCACAACCACGUCCACAACCUCCACAGCCACAGCCACAGCCACAGCCACAACCAGAACCAGAACCACAAUCACAACCACAACCAGAACCGCGGGGACGACGCCGAGCACAAGCCGGUGGCCGCCGCCGUCGCCGUCGCCGUCGCCGCCGCCGCCGCCGCGCAGCAGCAGGCGGAAGCCGACGGCGAUCCCGCAGCGGGGCCCGAAUUAGGCUCGGCCGGCCCGGAAGCGCCCGAGGCGGCAUCGGCGGCAUCGGCGGCAUCGGCGGCAUCGGCGGCAUCGGCGGCAUCGGCGGCUUCGGCGGCUUCGGCGGCUUCGGCGGACAAGCCCGAAGACAAGAAGGAAGGCAAAGACGCAAAGGAGGCGGACAAGAAGGGCGGCGGCAAGUUCGAGAAGCCUCCGUUCUCGUACAACGCGCUGAUCAUGAUGGCGAUCCGCCAGAGUCCCGAGAAGCGGCUGACGCUCAACGGCAUCUACGAGUUCAUCAUGAAGAACUUCCCGUACUACCGCGAGAACAAGCAGGGCUGGCAGAACUCCAUCCGCCACAACCUGAGCCUCAACAAGUGCUUCGUCAAGGUGCCGCGCCACUACGACGACCCGGGCAAGGGCAACUACUGGAUGCUGGACCCCAGCAGCGACGACGUCUUCAUCGGCGGCACCACCGGCAAGCUGCGCCGGCGCUCCACCACCUCGCGGGCCAAGCUGGCCUUCAAGCGCGGCGCCCGCCUGGCGUCCGGCGGCCUCGCCUUCAUGGAGCGGGCCGGCUCGCUCUACUGGCCGGUGUCGCCCUUCCUCUCGCUGCACCACCCGAGGGCGGCGGCGGCGGCGGCGGCGGCCGCGGCGGCGGGCGGCUACGGCGGGGCGGCGGCGGCGGCGGCGGCUGCGGCGGCGGCGGCGGCGGCCGCCUACCCGGGCCACCCCAUGUCCUACGGCGCCGGGCACCCCUUCCCCCCGCCGCCCAACGGCCUGAGCGUGGAGCGGCUGGUGGGCGGGGAGCUGCCCUACGCCGCCGCCGCCGCCACGCACCACCUGACGGCGGCGGCGCUGGCGGCCUCGGCGGUGCCCUGCGGCCUGUCGGUGCCCUGCUCCGGCGCCACCUACUCCCUCAACCCGUGCUCGGUCAACCUGCUGACCGCCGGCCAGACCGGCUACUUCUUCCCGCACGUCCCGGUGAGCGGCACGCCGGGCGGCGGCGGCGGCGGCGGCGGCGGCGGCGGGACCCAGAUCGGCCGGGCCCCGGCCUCGGGCUCCCCGCAGGCCGCCUCCUGUGACUCCCUCAGGCCGCCCAUGGGCGCCUCUCUGCCGGCCUUCCCGUCCGGACUGUCCGCCGGACUCUCUGACUAUUUCACGCAGCAGAACCAGGCCUCCGCGCCCAACCCGCUCAUCCACUAACGGAACGGAACCGGCAACUGUAAGUGGAACAUUUAGAAACAACAACAACAACAACAACAAAAAAAAAAAAAAAAAACAAACAAACAAACAACCGGGAAGUUUCCAGGUAUUUUGUAAUAUUAUUAUUAUUCUAAUGAUUGUUAAUGUUAUUGUUGCUGUUCUGGACUUGUGUGUUGAUAGUGCGCGCGUCGCGUCGCGUCUCCUAGAAUGUUACUUUUGCUUCGUGUGCUUUUUUUGCCCCCCGGCAUUUACACUUGAACAUGUUUCAGUAUUAAACGUGACGCGGAGUUCGGAUUUGGGCAAGUUCCGAUUUGUGACUGAAGAAAUGUCCAACUUCACACGCACGCGCAGCGAGCCUCUUGUUCUUUUUUGUCUGCUGGUCUCGUGGACCCCCAAAUGUUCUUCUGCUUGUCUUUCGACGUCUUCUUCUUUUCUCUCUUUUUUCUUUUUCGUCUCGUGUCGCUUUGACCUCAAAACAAAACAAGAGAGAGGAGCGGAAAAUGUUGCAAUUUUGACGAAAUAAAGCUAGCUGACCUUGUUCAAAUUCUUCUGUCUUCUUCCUUUUUUUUUGGGCUGACGUGCACGCGCAUGUUGAUAUUUGUUUCAGCAAGCGAGAAAGAAAUCAACAAUGCGCGUCCUCGUAUGUAGGUUAGCGGCACAUCAAAGUGUGUCACACGGCUUCCGGUUUUGUUUUGUGGAACAAAAAACGCGCGCGCUCGCUCGGUUUCGGUGCGCGCGCGUGCGCGUGAAUUUGUGUCAGCCUAUUUCUACAUUAAAACAACAAAACAAAAAAGUGAGCAAGAAAGAGCAUUUGCGCCGCGUGAUGACGUCACCUUGUUAUUUCUUUUUGGGGUCUUUUGCAGAAAUCAAAACAAUUAAAUGUUUCCAAAAGUGUGCUCUUAUGACAAUUUUUUUGUUCACAAAUUCGUAUUGUCCUUGAUGUCAACAUAGUUUGUCCUGAGCUUGAAAAUAAAAUCAAUAGAUUUAGUUUCUUCUGGAAUGAUUCUGCAUUCAUUUGCUACUAAACAAAAUACAUUAUUAAUACAUUUUGUCUGACUUACCCGAAUAAAACAAAUCUAAAUGUA
Phyllopteryx taeniolatus (common seadragon) is the source of this 3390-nucleotide messenger RNA. RefSeq names its product forkhead box G1a (gene foxg1a). Gene Ontology annotation, molecular function: DNA-binding transcription factor activity; sequence-specific double-stranded DNA binding. Lineage: Eukaryota; Metazoa; Chordata; Actinopteri; Syngnathiformes; Syngnathidae. Gene Ontology annotation, biological process: regulation of transcription by RNA polymerase II. The record is from RefSeq and is a predicted model, not a curated record. Gene Ontology annotation, cellular component: nucleus. The transcript has a single exon. Bases 785 to 2305 code for a protein of 506 amino acids.